Penicillium brasilianum is the source of this 870-nucleotide messenger RNA. Lineage: Eukaryota; Fungi; Ascomycota; Eurotiomycetes; Eurotiales; Aspergillaceae. The record is from the annotation of a GenBank genome assembly.
AUGGCUAACUCCAGGUUCGAGUAUGUCAAGGACUUUGAACAGCCCGACGUCUUGCUUCCCAAUACGUGGAUUGUGGUCCGCAUUGACGGAAGAGGAUUUCACAAGCUGUCGGAUCACUAUGCCUUCAUCAAGCCAAAUGACCGGCGUGCGCUCGACCUCAUGAAUGCUGCGGCGGUUGAGGUCAUGAAAGAGCUCCCGGAUCUAUGCAUUGCCUAUGGUGUCAGUGACGAGUAUAGCUUUGUUUUCCACCCAAGCUGUCAGCUUUUCGAGAGACGAAAUGCGAAAUUGGUCACAACCAUUGUGUCAACGUUCACCGCACACUACAUCUAUUUAUGGUCGACAUAUUUCCCUUCAAAACCUCUCCAUCCACCAUACCUGCCUUCGUUUGAUGGACGGGCGGUCAUCUAUCCCUCGACGCGAAUCCUACGGGAUUAUAUGAGCUGGCGACAAGUUGAUUGCCACAUUAACAAUCUCUACAACACAACCUUCUGGACGAUGGUCCAGCAAGGGGGUAUGAGCAAUACAGAUGCAGAGCAAGAACUUAAGGGAACCGUGUCCGCCGACAAAAACGAGAUCCUCUUCAAGCGCUUUGGCAUCAACUACAAUAACGAAGAAGAGAUUUAUAAGAAAGGAAGUGUGCUCUACCGCCAGUAUGAGCUCGAAGAACCCAAGCAGGCCCCAGCCUCCAAAGAAGACGAGGUCUCGCUUCCAGAGGCGCAACAGUCCCGCUCACAGCAGGACAAACUCAAGAAGCUGCGCCGAAAGGCGCAAGUCGUGGUUGAUCACGUUGAUAUUAUCAAGGAUGAUUUCUGGGAGAGACGGCCGUGGAUCCUGUCCGGCAGACCUGGCAGAUUGCCGGUGCAGAGCUAA